Messenger RNA from Polyodon spathula (Mississippi paddlefish), 2540 nucleotides. Its product is annotated as serpin H1-like. Gene Ontology annotation, cellular component: endoplasmic reticulum. The coding region runs from base 732 to 1946 and encodes 404 amino acids. The transcript is spliced from 6 exons. Gene Ontology annotation, biological process: negative regulation of endopeptidase activity; collagen fibril organization. Lineage: Eukaryota; Metazoa; Chordata; Actinopteri; Acipenseriformes; Polyodontidae. Gene Ontology annotation, molecular function: serine-type endopeptidase inhibitor activity. The record is from RefSeq and is a predicted model, not a curated record.
CACAAGCAGCUUCAUCCCAGUGGAUGUGUUAGUCUGGACACAGACUCCGAAUUCCUUCUGGAAGCUUCUCUGAGCCUGUUAUAAAGUAACUCGCAGCGCACAUUCCCAUUAGAAGAAGAAGAAGAAGAAGAAGAGUAGUGAGCUGUCUGAAUAAAGAGAAUGGACUUGACAAAGAUAUACAUCGCUUUGAAAACAUUUCAAGGCAUAAAGUGGAUUAAAUGGAAAUAAAAAAUGUAGACAUAUUUUACAAUUCCAGAAAAGACAAAGCCCUAAUGUUAGUGUCUAACAAUGCAUCCUCAACUUCCCGUCAAGUUUAAAACUUGCAUGUCUGCUUAGGUUUUGUAAAGAUUGCACAGGGGGUUGAGGAUAUGCAAGAAAGAAUGUCCUGUAUUGGGAUCUAAUUAAACAUGCACUGAUCAUCAAAGGAUGUCCUGUAUCGAGAUCUAAUUAAACAUGCACUGAUCGUCCACCCUGGCUACUGUCCAGUUUGAAUGAAUUGGAUAGUUUAAACCAGUUUGCUCUGGUUUAAAAAAACUUGUGCAUUAAGCACUGUAGCAUAGAUUUCAUUUUGAUAUCAGACAAACUUACAUAGUGACUCACUUUAGAAACAGCCACUACCUUCAUCAGUACAGUCUAAUGUACGUAAGUAAACAUAAGGACUCUUGUAAAGAUGCAAGGCUGAAAAUAUUUCAACAAACUUGGCUAGACGUGAGUUUCCAUUCAAAGUCACAAUGGCUUUGCAGCUAGCAGUUGUAUGCAUUCUCUUCAGCCUCACCAGGGCAGAUCCUGUAGCCCUGAAGGAUCAUGCUUCAGUUUUGGCUGACAGCACCCUGAGUCUGGGCCUGAACCUGUACCAGACCAUGGUGAAAGACCAGAACCUGAGGUCAGAGAACAUCCUCUUCUCUCCAGUGGUGCUGGCCUCCUCGCUGGGCGUGAUGACUAUGGGCGCCAAGGAGAACACCGCCAGCCAGGUCAAGUCGGUCCUGAACGUUGACCUCCAGGAUGACAAGCUGCAUCCGGCCUUCUCUGCACUGCUCGGUGAGGUCAGCGAUGAGAAGGCCCGCAACACCACCUGGAAGAUGGGCAGCCGCUUGUACGGCCCCACCUCGGUGAACCUCCAGCCUCAGUUUGUGGAGAGCAGCAGGAAGCUCUACAAUCACGAGCACGCCAAGGUCAACUUCAGGGACAAGAGGAGAGCCCUGCAGUCCAUCAAUGAGUGGGCCUCCCAGAGCACCAUGGGCAGGGUGGCUGAGGUCACCAGAGAGCUUCCCGGGGCUGAUGGAGCCCUGUUCAUCAACGCCAUGUACUUCAAACCCCACUGGGAGGAAUCCUUCCAUGACAAAAUGGUGGAUAAGCGAGGGUUCAUGACCUCCCGUACCCACACAGUGUCCGUGCUAAUGAUGCACCGCACAGGUUACUAUAAGUUUUAUGAAGACAAUGAGAACAGGCUAAAUAUUCUGGAGAUGCAGUUGGCCCACAAGCAUUCCAGCAUGGUGUUCAUCAUGCCUUUCCACGUGGAGCCCUUGGAGAGGGUAGAGAAGAUGCUGACUAAGGAGCAGCUCAACCACUGGUUCAGCAAGCUGGAGAACAGGGCCGUGGCUCUGUCGCUGCCUAAAAUCAACCUGGACGUCAGCCACGAGCUUCAGAAGCACCUGCAGGAGCUGGGCCUGACCGAGGCUGUUGACAAGACAAAGGCAGACUUCUCCGGGAUGACUGGCAAGAAGGACCUGCAUGUCUCCAGUGUCCUCCAUGCGGCUGUCCUUGAGUGGGACACCGAGGGCAAACCCUUCAGCCAGGACAUUUACGGACAACCGGAGUUCAAGUCACCCAAACUCUUCUACGCUGACCACCCGUUCAUCUUCUUGGUGCGAGACAACAAGACCAACUCCAUUCUCCUCAUUGGCAGGCUGGUCAAGCCAAAGGGGGAAAACCGCGACGAGUUGUAGGAAUCCUUUUUUAAAAAAAAAAAAAAGCCUGCAGUGUUCCAGGUUGCACAUUCCAAAUUUUGCUGUAGUUUUUAAAAAAGUAAAUAACUCAAGUUCAAUUGUUACACACUUCGAGUAUAUUGUAGAAGAUGAUAAUGGGUUAAUGUGAUGGAGAAUCAUGUUUCUAUACAAUAUGAAUAGUCAAAAAGAAAUAUCCAGAGAUGUUUCCAACUGCUGACUGGAAACCAUGACAAUGCCGUCCUUCUUAUCCUGAGCAGCGUGGAUAUAGAAGCAGGGUAUUACGAUAUACCUUUUUAUAUAGUCUAGUUGUAUGUUUGCCAAGACCUAAUGCCAUGCAUUCCAUUAAACAGUGUUGGUAAUUAAAAGCAGUAUGGGCAGACCUGGUUUUGAACUCCUAGUUGCUGUAGGUUUCAAUGUCCAAUUUCUGUGUGAUUUGGAUUCUUGUCUCUGUAAUACCAGUAAUUUGCCCAGCCUGUUACACCACACAGUGAGGGUAUUUCCAUUGUCUUUCGAUUUCUCUUUUUAAUAAUAAAUAUUGCAAGUUCCAAUAUUUUUUUUCUAGGGAUCUUGGAAAUCUCAGGAGAAUUUUUUUUU